AUGCAGUUUAUUUCUGCAGUUAUCAGCAAUGCUGAAAAGAUAUACAAGAUGAAUAAGCUUGCUAUAUAUAAUAGCAAUCAGAAAAUGCUAUAUGAAUUCCUUACUUAUUGCAAAGCAUAUUUCUUGCAUUAUAUAACUCAGUUUAUUAAGAAAUCUGAGAAAGUUAUUCUUGCAGAAACUUAUUUCGAAAAGAAUGUUCUCAUUUAA
This is a messenger RNA of Cryphonectria parasitica EP155, 207 nucleotides long. RefSeq lists its product as uncharacterized. The transcript has a single exon. The record is from RefSeq and is a predicted model, not a curated record. NCBI's taxonomy places the organism in Eukaryota, Fungi, Ascomycota, Sordariomycetes, Diaporthales, Cryphonectriaceae. The coding region runs from base 1 to 207 and encodes 68 amino acids.